GCGGAAGUGAAGGUGGGAGGAAGAGCUGGAGCAGGAAGCUGAGGGAAUCUCUGUACUGUAUGGGGCGGAUGAUGACAGAAUGACACUAUGGACGGCAGUGGCUUCUCUCUGCUCCCCGACAGCAUCCUCUACCAGAUUUUCCUGAGCCUUGGCCCCGCAGACUUGCUGUCGGCAGGCUUGGUGUGCCGGCGCUGGUACGCCGUGUCCCGAGAUGACUUCCUUUGGAAGGAGCUCUUCUUCAGGUGUUAUGAGGCUCAGCGAGACAUCCCCCGCUGCCCGGGCUCGGACUCGUGGUACGAGGAAUUCCAGCGUCUCUGUGACACGGUGCCCUGCGUGGAGGUCCAGCGUCUGACGGAACACACUGACCAGGUUCUCCAUAUUAGCUUCUCGCACUCCGGGGGUCUCUGUGCCUCCUGCUCCAAGGACUGCACGGUCAAGAUCUGGACCACGACGCACCCCAUCUCGCUCCUUCACAGCGCCAACAUGAGGCCGCAUCACUGGAGCUACACCCAGUUCUCCCAGUUUAAUUCGGAUGACACCCUCCUGCUGGUGUCAGGGGUGUUUGUGGGACCACACAACUCGUCUGCAGGAGAGAUUGCCGUCUUCAGUCUGGAAGACGACUUUAACCUUUUGUCGAGAGUGAGGAAUAAACCCUAUGAUGUUUUCGGCUGCUGGCUUAAUAACACUCACCUCAUCUCUGGGAACUUGCACCGGAUGGGACGGGUCACCUCCUGCUCCGUUCUGUGGCUGAACAAAGCCUUCCAGGAUGUGGAAUCUGAGAACCUCAAUGUGGUGAAGAGACUCUUCAAGAUCCAGAAUCUGAACGCCAGUACCAUACGCAUGGUUAUGGUGGCAGAUUCUCCGGAACUCCUGAUGGACGCUGGAGGAGAGGGGGAAGAGGACUCAAAGUCUCCUCCGGAGCAGCAUGGGGCAGAAGAGGAGGAGGAGGAGAAUGAAGAGGAGGAAGAAAGAGAACGUGCUGAAGAACAUCCACAAAUUGAUGGCGAGUUUCAGGUUUUCAUGGACGAUGAAAUCCGUGGCCCAAGGGAUCCUCCGAGGCCCUCGCUAUCCGUAGAACAGUUUGAAACCAAAGUGGCUCAGUGGUACGCCAGAUACAGGACCAAGCGUCCCGAUAAAAGCCCCCACACCACGGAGGGGAGCCACACCAAGAAAUACCUCAUCUUCACCACCGGCUGUCUCACCUACUCUCCCCACCAAAUAGGGAUCAAGCGGCUCCUCCCACAUCAGAUGACCACAGAGGGCCCCGUGCUGGGGGAGGAGCGGGGCCCCAAUGAGUUCUUUGAUUCUUUGGAUCAUGUCAUCAACAUCCACGGUCACAUUAUCGGCAUGGGCUUGUCCCCGGACCACAGGUACCUGUAUGUAAACAGUCGUUCCUGGCCGCGUGACUGUGUCAUCUCAGACCCCAUGUGCCCACCUCCCAUCGCUGAGGAGAUAGAAUUGCGUGGCUUCGACCUGAAGACCCUGCGGGAAGUCAAAGCCCCUUUAAGAGCCCACCGUGCCUACACUCCCAACAAUGAGUGCUUCUUCAUCUUCCUGGACGUCAGCCGGGACUUUGUGGCCAGUGGAGCGGAGGAUCGCUGUGGGUACAUCUGGGACCGCCAUUACAGCGCGUGCCUGACCACGCUGCCCCAUGAUGAUGUAGUGAACUCUGUGGCUUUCUGCCCCGUGGAUCAGGAGCUGCUCCUGAGCGCCAGUGACGACUUCACCAUCAAGGUUUGGCGUUCCCGGCGCUGCUUGCGCGGCUCUGCUGAUCACCUCGCCUCCUGUUCACGAAGGUCGACUUCACCUCGGGCCUCCAGACACAAGAGCUGAGAGCCCACGUGGCAACCUACACCAAGCUUGUGUCCGAGCCCCAUCCGCAUCCGUCCUCCGACCACCGCUUGUAGCAUUCGGCUUCUGUUUUGUGUCCAAUGUCGCAGCAGCCAGGAGGUUUCCCGGGGGGGGGUCGGGGUGAUUGCCUCUGGGGCAUCUUCACCUCCCUGCCGUAGAACAUGAGGAGAGUCUCCAAGGUUUCGGGAGAACGUGUUGCGUCUGAGUGUGUCCCUGAGCUUGUUACACACGCCGCGGACAAACGGCCGGUAAUAUUUCAUUAGGUGUGGAAUUUGUUUGUUUUAGCGGCGAUUUUUGAUGUGUUUUUAAGUUUUUGGUCCGUUUGAGUGUUUUUUGUUGCCGCAGGAGCCGGGAACGCUUUUGUAAGUGUUUUAGGGUUCAUGUUGUACCCGUGUGAGGUCGGCUGAGGAGUCUCCGGUGGAGGGUGAGAUCGGGGUUAAUGCUUCCAUCGCAGGUGGCGUCCGUGUUACAGAUUCACAUUACGUGUUCGCUGAGCUCCAUUACUCCGGAUCCUCAGGCAAAUAAACCAGAAAUUGAAACCAAA
This is a messenger RNA of Spea bombifrons (plains spadefoot toad), 2395 nucleotides long. It is a transcript of the gene FBXW5, whose product is annotated as F-box and WD repeat domain containing 5. Gene Ontology annotation, biological process: protein ubiquitination. Gene Ontology annotation, molecular function: protein binding. The transcript has 9 exons. Lineage: Eukaryota; Metazoa; Chordata; Amphibia; Anura; Pelobatidae. Bases 88 to 1833 code for a protein of 581 amino acids. Gene Ontology annotation, cellular component: SCF ubiquitin ligase complex; Cul4-RING E3 ubiquitin ligase complex. The record is from RefSeq and is a predicted model, not a curated record.